AUGGUGUCCGCAGAAACUGUCGGUUCCAUAUUCAUAAAAGUGUUCAAAGUGGUUAUUAACAUUGUGGUACUUAUCAUCUACCGCACCGGUUAUGGAGGAGACUUCCUUGGUAUUGGAGGAACCUGGAACCUGAACGAGGAGAAGAGUCCGGAUGCGGAAAUCGUGGCCUCCGGGGUGUUCGUCGGUUUCAUCAUCUACACCGGUGUGCAGCUGAUCACCUUCGGUUUCGGAACCACCAAACACAAGUACGAGCUCUCCGACACGAUCAUGAACGUGGUCGGUACGUUCAUGUGGGUGGCCGUCGGCGGUACAGCCCUGCACUACUGGCACGGCUACCUGGCGGAGCACGACUUCGAGAACAUCACUUCCGAGCGGACGGCUGGACUGGCGCUUGGCGCACUGUGCGUCAUCAACGGAGCCCUCUACCUGGCCGAUACCGUUCUGGCCUUCAUUCACUAUACUAAAUACGCCUAA
This is a messenger RNA of Anopheles coustani, 474 nucleotides long. RefSeq names its product protein snakeskin (gene Ssk). Gene Ontology annotation, biological process: septate junction assembly. Bases 1 to 474 code for a protein of 157 amino acids. The transcript is spliced from 3 exons. NCBI's taxonomy places the organism in Eukaryota, Metazoa, Arthropoda, Insecta, Diptera, Culicidae. The record is from RefSeq and is a predicted model, not a curated record.